AUGGAAAUCGUGCUGUUCUACCCAUCCCAGCAGGUUCUGCUUUCGGAGGAUUACCACCCACCAUUCGUCCAGCGUCAGCUAAGCCAAAUCACCACUGAAACAGAGCUUGGUUUUAAACGCAGUGAUUUGGGAAUUGAAACGGUUGAGUCGAUUAAAAGGGAUUUAGACGGCGGGAGUUUGAGCCUGGAGAUUAAGGUUUUAGCAGUUGUGAGGUAUAAAAAUGGGAGAUGGAAGACCAAGUCUCGACACAUGAGGGCUUACUGUGGUGGUGUGAGCUUCGGGUUAAUUUCGAGUAAAAGGCCCGGUAUUUUCUUGAACCCAUAUCAAGAAUGCGAG
Messenger RNA from Striga hermonthica, 336 nucleotides. The record is from the annotation of a GenBank genome assembly. NCBI's taxonomy places the organism in Eukaryota, Viridiplantae, Streptophyta, Magnoliopsida, Lamiales, Orobanchaceae.